Solea senegalensis (Senegalese sole) is the source of this 1942-nucleotide messenger RNA. Its product is annotated as prostaglandin E2 receptor EP4 subtype-like. The record is from RefSeq and is a predicted model, not a curated record. Gene Ontology annotation, molecular function: prostaglandin E receptor activity. Gene Ontology annotation, cellular component: plasma membrane. The transcript is spliced from 2 exons. Bases 18 to 1277 code for a protein of 419 amino acids. Lineage: Eukaryota; Metazoa; Chordata; Actinopteri; Pleuronectiformes; Soleidae. Gene Ontology annotation, biological process: inflammatory response; negative regulation of inflammatory response; cellular response to prostaglandin E stimulus.
CAAGGGGGGCUUAUCUAAUGCUGCAGGAGGUUAAAGAGGAAAUGCUCUCCCACAUCCACAGCAGAGCAGAGGAAAUGUCACUGACGAACGCCAGCAUGUGGGUGACUGUGGCGAUGGAGAGCCACAACUUUACGCAUGGAUCCCCGGUCUCCGUGAACAAAACACAGACUCUGCAGUCAGAAAUGGCCAGUGUGCAGACGGCCAUCAGUUUGCCUAUUUUCAUGUUUGCUGGAGGAGCCAUAGGGAAUUUGAUCGCAAUAAUCGUCCUUUCAGUGUCGAGACAGGAGAGAAAAUCAUCGGCUUUCUACACGCUGGUUUGCGGUCUGGCGGUCACGGACCUGCUCGGCACCUGCCUGGCCAGUCCACUCACCAUAGCCAACUACCUGGACCAGCAUGUGCUAAGAAACCAGCACGCGUGUGAGUUUCACUCCUUUUUGCUUCUGUUUUUCGGUUUAACUGGACUCAGCAUCAUAUGCGCCAUGGCAGCGGAGCGCUACCUGGCCAUCUGCUGCCCUUACACCUACCAGCGCUGGGGUGUGGACAGACGCUUCGCGCAAAAGUUCCUUUUCUUCAUUUACCUAAGUCACAUUUUCUUCUGUUGCCUGCCGAUGAUGGGCAUGGCGAGGAGCGAGCUGCAGUCGUCCGCCACCUGGUGCUUCAUCGACUGGAGAACACAAGACCCGGCGGCCGCCGCUUACUCCAUCAUGUACGGCGCCGUCAGCCUGCUGCUCAUCAUGGGAACCAUCGUGCUGAACCUGGCGGUGUGCGGAGCGCUGCUGCUGAUGCGGCAGAGAACCGUGCAGCGGCCCGUCACCAGAGCCAGUGUCCGGCAGCGGUGGAAGGCUCUGUCCUCGGCCGCAGAGACGCAGAUGAUGGCGGUGCUGGUGACGACCUCCGUGGUGGUUCUGGCCUGUUCUGCACCGUUAGUGGUUCGAGUGUUUGCCAACAGCUUCAAGAUGAAAACUGACCCCAAAGCUGACCUGGCAGCGAUAAGGAUUGCCUCGGUUAAUCCCAUCCUCGACCCCUGGAUCUACAUCCUGCUCAGGAGGUCUUUGUUUCGAAGGCUGCUCAGUUUAUCCAGACGAAGCAGCAGCACUCGCAGCAGUGCCUCCUCGUCACCACAGAGGAAUCUGUUUUAUCCUGACAUCAUGAGGGACAGCCACGUGUUCACGCAGUUAAUGUGUAGCACAAACAUCAUCACUCAGCUUCCUGCCACUGUCAAAUUCACUCCAUGCGACACAGAAAGCCUCCAGCAGACUUCACACACAGCAGACUGACGGCAUGUUUUGACAUGAGCGAAUGUUUGCAGUGCGAUGCAGCCAUGCAGACUCUGAACCUGUGAUGAGACGGAAACACAGAGGACAGAGCUGGACAGAGGUGCUGCAGGAUCUAGUAUGCAGGACUUGUGGCCUGGUGUCAACACAGCAGUUGGUCCCUUUCUUCCCUGCUCACUCCCACCAGCAUGGAGUCUCUGAGUCGCUAAUCACCUUAAGCUGGGGACAUACUACAAGAUUCACAGUUGGACAAAGUCUGCACCAGUCAGCACUAGUUGGGGACAUAAAUCUGUUAGUGUGUGAGAGUAACAGACCCGACCCGACCUCAGUUGCGGUCAGUAAAACAUGUUUGAAUUCUUUGAGCCGACUCUGGACACAAUCGGGUAAUACUGUACUGAUUACUGACCCAACUGCAAACACAUGCUGCCAACAGCCAAAAAUGAAAGACAGGAGGAGGGACACAGGAAAUAGUGUCAGAAGAAAGACAUCGGGAAGCAGCAGGAAUAUCAAAACAACAAUGGUGAUGUUUGUUUACCCUUUAAACCAGGGUCUCAAACUUAAAUGACUCAAGUGAAAAACAUUUUUGGGGAAAAGCAACUAGUAAGGGUGGGCGCUAUGAGCUUAAAAUGAUAGAUAUUUCACAGAAUCUCAAAAUAAAAGUGUGUUGA